CGCAGCCUACCCUGUGACCCAUUCGGAUAAUUCCUCCAACCCGCUAUGUGCUGCGGCGUGGUCCUCGGGGCUCGGACCUCCAGCCAAAGGCUGGGGCCCGCGGUUUGACGAGGAGCGGCGCGGCAGGCGGAGGGGUGGCUGCCUCGGAGGGAGGUGGCAUCGCUGCUGCGCUCCAGCAUGGCUGCUGCGGUCCGCGCCGCGGGCCGCCUGCCUGUGCUGUGCAGCGUCCCGGCGGGUCGUUUCUGGUGCAGGCAGCUUCCACCGAAUAGCUUUCCAACAGCUUCUGUUUUGGCGCUGAAGACCACUCUGAGCAAUGGCCCUUUGUUGCUGCGGGGGACCAGAGACAGCUGCCAGUUCACCAGCUUGAGCCGUGCGCUGCGGACACAGUGCUGUGUCUCUCCUCCUGGCAGCUCAGCAGGCCAGCCACACAGACCCUACAGCUUCUUCACUAAAUUGACAGCAGAUGAGCUCUGGAAAGGGGCUUUAGCAGAGACUGGUGCUGGAGCCAGAAAAGGAAGAGGGAAAAGAAGCAAGAAAAAGAGAAGAAAGGAUUUGAACAGGGGUCAGAUUAUUGGUGAAGGGCGCUCGGGUUUCCUGUGGCCGGGCCUGAACGCCCCUCUGGUGAGGAACGGAGCCGUGCAGACCAUUGCCCAGAGGAGCAAGGAGGCGCAGGAGGAGGUGGCGGCCCACAUGCUGCAGCAGAGGGAAGAGUGGGACCGGAAGAGGAGGACGAAAGUGAAGCGGGAGCGCGGCUGGAGCGGGAACUCGUGGGGCGGCCUCAGCCUCGGCCCCCCGGACCCCGGUCCCAACGGAGAAACAUACGAGGACUUUGACUCCAGGAUCCUCGAGGUAAGAAAUGUUUUCAAUAUGACAGCCAAGGAGGGAAGAAAGAGAUCUGUCCGUGUCCUGGUGGCUGUGGGCAACGGGAGAGGUGCUGCUGGUUUUGCCAUUGGGAAAGCUACCGAUCGGGUAGAUGCUUUCAGGAAGGCAAAGAACAAAGCAAUUCACUACCUGUACUACAUCGAGCGGUACGAAGACCACACAAUAUUCCAUGAUAUCUCGUUGAGAUUUAAGAGGACCCACAUCAAGAUGAAGAAACAGCCCAGAGGAUACGGCCUCCGCUGCCACCGGGCCAUCAUCACCAUCUGCCGACUCAUUGGCAUCAAGGACAUGUAUGCCAAGGUCUCCGGCUCCGUCAACAUGCUCAACCUCACCCGGGGUUUCUUCCACGCGCUCUCCCGCCAGGAAACCCACCAACAGCUGGCCGACAAGAAGGGUCUCCAUGUGGUGGAAUUCCGGGAGGAAUGUGGCCCUCUGCCCAUUGUGGUCGCCUCCCCCCGGGGGGCCUUGAGGAAGGAGCCGGAGCCAGAAGAGGAGGUUCCGGACGUCAAGCUGGACUGGGACGAGGUGAAGGCCGCGCAGGGAAUGAAGCGCUCGGUGUGGGCAGGUCUCAAGAGGGCCGCCACCUGACCUUCCGGCCGCCCGCUGCAGCCGUGCCUGCUGUCCCUGGCGCCGGGGGACCCCCGCUUAAACACCUUGCCACGUCACCUGGUUUGGUUUUUCGAGAAAAGUCCAACCUUUACUUCUUUAUUUACAAAUAAAGAAUUCUAGUUUUGA
Molecule: messenger RNA, 1617 nt
Organism: Sciurus carolinensis (gray squirrel)
Lineage: Eukaryota; Metazoa; Chordata; Mammalia; Rodentia; Sciuridae
Gene: Mrps5
Product: mitochondrial ribosomal protein S5
Exons: 12
Coding region: 178-1470 (430 amino acids)
Biological process (GO): translation
Cellular component (GO): ribosome
Molecular function (GO): structural constituent of ribosome; RNA binding
Source: RefSeq, a predicted model, not a curated record